This is a messenger RNA of Cokeromyces recurvatus, 2059 nucleotides long. Its product is annotated as Alpha/Beta hydrolase protein. Bases 52 to 1872 code for a protein of 606 amino acids. The record is from RefSeq and is a predicted model, not a curated record. The transcript is spliced from 5 exons. Gene Ontology annotation, molecular function: hydrolase activity. Lineage: Eukaryota; Fungi; Mucoromycota; Mucoromycetes; Mucorales; Mucoraceae.
UUUCUAUGUAUAUUUUUUUUUCUUUACUUUUAAUUACAUAAAAAAAAAACCAUGCUGGUGCCUCAAAGACUUAAAAAAAUAGCAAAUGUUGCCGAAAAGCAAAUUGGGACACAUGUUAUCGACGCAAAGAACUUUGUAUUUACAGUAGGUAAAAGAACAGUAACAUCAAUUACAACAACUUCAAGUAAGACACAAACAUCAACAGAGACUAAAACAGUGACAUAUGCUAGUAAUGAGGGCUCUCUGUUAGCUAAUACGUUGCUGUGGGCUCAUUUAAUUCCUCCAGUGCCAGUUAUUGUCUCUACUAUGUAUCGUCAUUAUGCUAAAGGUCCUCCUGCUAAAUCUUGGUCACUUUCAACUGACAUUACUAUUGCCGUCAUUCGUGAUUUCCUUAAUCGUUCAAAUAAAAUUACCGUUGAAGACAUUCAAAAGAUAAGUUCUUCUAAAAAACUGCCUAUUCCAUCCAGCAUUAAACGUAGAAAGUUUGUGGUCCCUAAUGAGUAUAGGAAAAGGGCUGGUGAUUUAAUAGCUAAAUUAUUAACUAAAAAAGACGAAGAACGAAUUGGUUGGAACUGGCAGAAGGAUCGUGAAAAUGCUCCGCCUAUUAAAGGAGAAUGGCUACAACAAAAGGGGAAUCCAUUAGAUCCCAGUAAAGAAAGUACUAUACUCUAUUUACAUGGUGGUGCUUAUUAUCUUGGAUGUUAUGGAAUGUACAGACAAUUCCUUUGUAGAAUAAUUAAGUAUGCAAAAUGUAGAACAUGCGCAGUUGACUAUAGAUUAGCUCCUCAGCAUCCUUUUCCAGCUGCUUUAGAGGACGCAUUAGCCACUUAUUUAUUUAUGAUUGAUCCUCCUAAAGAUAAUGAUAUACAUCCUAUCGAUCCUAAGAAAAUUAUUAUAUCUGGUGAUUCGGCAGGUGGAGGCUUGACCUUCGCACUUCUUAUUGCUAUUCGUGAUUCUGGUUUACCUGCUCCUGCUGGGGGUAUGACCCUUUCGCCAUGGCUGGACUUAACACAUUCUUUACCCUCUAUAAUAUCAAAUAUUAUGACAGAUUAUCUUCCUCCUACAGGAUUUAAACAUGCUCCCUCACCUGCUUUAGACUAUGCUCAACUUCCAGCUAGAGAAGAGGACUUGGAAAUAUUAAAACAAGCAAAAGCUGAGGCAAAGGCUACAAUUGACUUGAAUAAUAACUUGAAAGAACCAUUGUUAAAUAAUGAGUCAUUUGGCCAUCGAACCUCUAUCGGUCCUUUUGGGGAAUGUGUACCUGUACCAAGUAUCAAUGGAGAUGAUAUCUAUCGUAUUCAAUUUUAUGCUGCUAAUGAAGCACUUAAGGUUCCUCUAGUUAGUCCUAUCUUUGAUAGAUCUCACUUGAGAGGUCUUCCUCGAAUUUUAGUGCAAUGUGGCUCUGCAGAGAGAUUAAGAGAUGAAUCCAUUUACGCAUCUUUACAAGCAACUGAUACAUCACCUAUUGCAGACGAAAAAACCGCAGCUUAUGGGAAACCUACUCAUGUCGCUUUAGAAAUCUAUACCGACCAACCUCAUGUCUUUCAACUUUUGUUUUCAAAUAAAUCAGUCUCACGCUCCAUUAAAAAUUUAGCAGCCUUUGUACAUGACGUGACAAACUCACCAACUCCCUUUAAUAAUAAAGAUAAGAAUAAACCUAAUUAUGUAACAAACGAGCUCUUGACCGUCAGAAAUAUUUCUCCUAAUGGAAAGAUAACGAACAUAAAAAAUGAAAUGCUAAGCAAGUUUACAAAAGAAGAAUGGAAUGAAUGGGAAAGGAGACUUGAUAGACCAAGCAUUAAGCAACGUAUGGAUGAUGUUCUUGUUGCUUAUGAGCGUAUCUUAAAAGAAGAAGAACCACUUGCUCAUUAAAAAUUGAUAUUAUAAACAUAUCCAAACGAUAUAAAUCAACAAAUUAACAUUAAAAAAGACUUUAUAAAGUACAUUAAAUACCUUUUUAUGUACUAAUUUUUUUUUUAUGAUUGUAAUACCAUCCUGUUAUUUAUCUGUUAAAUAUACUAGUAAUAAACACUUUAUAUAAAUAUUUGUCAAAAUAAAA